Plasmodium vinckei vinckei is the source of this 867-nucleotide messenger RNA. RefSeq names its product haloacid dehalogenase-like hydrolase, putative. Gene Ontology annotation, molecular function: magnesium ion binding; phosphatase activity. Lineage: Eukaryota; Apicomplexa; Aconoidasida; Haemosporida; Plasmodiidae. Gene Ontology annotation, cellular component: cytosol. The coding region runs from base 1 to 867 and encodes 288 amino acids. The transcript has a single exon. The record is from RefSeq and is a predicted model, not a curated record.
AUGACUAAGAGUGUAGAAGAAACGUUAAAGGGAGCUGAUAUUAAAUUGCUCUUGAUCGACUUUGAUGGUACAUUAUUUGUAGAUAAGGAUAUAAAAGUACCUAAAGAAAAUAUAGAAGCAAUUAAAGAGGCUAUUGAAAAAGGGUAUAUGGUAAGUAUAUGCACAGGGAGGUCAAAGGUUGGUAUUUUAAGUGCAUUUGGUGAAGAGAAUUUAAAAACAAUGAACUUUUAUGGUAUGCCAGGAGUUUAUAUUAAUGGUACUAUAGUAUAUGAUCAAAUUGGAUAUACCUUACUUGAUGAAACUAUUCAAACUGAUGUUUAUGCAGAAUUAAUAAAUUAUCUUGUUGAAAAAAACUUAGUUAAUCAAACCAUUUUUCACAGAGGUGAAUCAAAUUAUGUUACUGAAGAUAAUAAAUAUGCAGAUUUUUUACAAAAAAAUUAUAGUGAAAAUAGAAGUAUAAUUAUUAGACAUAAUGAGCUGUUAAAAUAUAAAACGAUGAAUAAGCUUAUGGUAGUAUUAGAUCCAUCUGAAUCAAAACAAGUUAUAGAUAACUUAAAGAAAAAGUUUUCAAAAAAAUUGACAAUAUUUACAACAUAUAAUGGACAUGCAGAAGUAACAAAAUUAGGCCAUGACAAAUUUACAGGUAUUAAUUAUUUAUUAACACAUUAUAAUAUUUCAAAUGAUCAAGUUUUAGUAGUAGGUGAUGCAGAAAAUGAUAUAGCUAUGCUAUCCAAUUUUAAAUAUUCUUUUGUUGUAGCAAAUGCAACUGAAUCAGCAAAAGCUCAUGCAAAAUGCAUUCUUCCUUUAUCUCAUAAAGAAGGUGCUGUUGCUUAUUUACUAAAAAAAGUAUUUGAACUUAAAAAAUAA